AUGGCUUUUUGGGUCACUACCUUUCUUCUUCUCUUAUCCUUCACCAUCAGUGUUGCCUGCAAUGAAGAGCUCAAAGCGGUUCAGACGGCUCGCUUCGGACUCUUGCAAGGUGGGAGAUGGGCUCGGAGUUCAUUGAGGCUUCACGGGUUGAAUCUUGUUGAUUCGGGUUAUGUGGGUGAGGCUCUGGGUGACUGUGUUAAGCUUUAUGAAGAGUCCGAGAGCCGACUGACCCGGUUGCUCUCGGGUGAGACCCGAAACUGUGAUGAUGCGCGUACGUGGCUCAGCAGCGCGCUGGCUAGCCAUAGGACCUGUUUGGAUGGCUUGGAGGGUAAGGGGAUGGCUGAGGCUCCUAUGGCUCGGAAUCUCACCGUGUGGCUAAGUGAAGCUUUGGCUUUGUAUGCGAAGUAUAAGGAGCCGGAUACGGAUGCAGAGAAGGUGCAACCGACAUUGAAACCGAGCCAAAAUGAAGUGAUGCUAGCUGAAUGGAGUCCAAAAACAUCCAAGGCAGACAUCGUGGUGGCCAAGGACGGAUCCGGAAAUCACAUGACAAUUAAUGAAGCUGUUGCUGCACUAACCCGCAUGGUCCAUAAGAGGACUCGAAGAGUGGUUGUCUACGUGAAGUCCGGGAUCUACAAUGAGAAGGUAGAGAUCGGAAAAAACUUGAACAAUGUGAUGUUUGUUGGUGAUGGUGUUGAUAAAACCAUUAUCACCGCUGAUCGAAAUGUCCACGAUGGUGCAACCACUCCAAGCUCCGCCACGUUUGGUGUGUCUGGAGAUGGCUUUUGGGCAAAAGACAUAACGUUUGAGAACAGAGCAGGGCCUCACAAACAUCAGGCAGUGGCAAUGAGGGUGAGCUCGGACCUCUCGGUGUUCUACCGCUGUAGUUUUAAAGGUUAUCAAGACACAUUAUACGUCCACUCUAAUAGACAAUUCUUUCGCGACUGCCAUGUAUAUGGCACUAUCGAUUUCAUAUUCGGUAAUGCCGCAGUUGUCUUCCAAAACUGUGAUAUCUACGUGAGAAAACCAAUGAAACGCCAAUCCAACAUGAUCACCGCACAGGGAAGAGACAUCCCGGAAGAGCCUACUGGAAUUUCAGUACAAGGUUCGAGAGUUCUCUCGUCUCCUGAAUUCACUACUGUUAAAGGCUCUUUCAAGAGUUUCUUGGGUCGACCUUGGAAGCGAUAUUCUAGAACUGUUUUCCUAGAGACAGACUUGGAUGGUUUGAUUGAUCCAAGAGGAUGGACAGAGUGGAGUGGAAACUAUGGGCUGUCGACAUUAUACUAUGGGGAGUAUAAUAAUUCAGGUGGUGGAGCAUCGACAAAGGAAAGAGUGAAGUGGCCUGGUUUUCAUGUGCUAAAUGGUGCUGAAGAUGCUAUGCCUUUCACAGUAAGUAGAUUCAUACAAGGAGAGAAAUGGAUUCCUGCUAGUGGUGUUCCCUUCUCUCCUGGAAUUUAAGAGAGGUCUGACUAUAAUUAAGUCUGUAAUUAACUAGUAAUUAAGAUAGUAUUGUGAAAUAAUAAUGGAUCCAUCUCUAAUACUACAUGAGUUGCCUUAUGUAAAAUACCUAAUAUGCAAGCAGCUAUAAAGAGAAGCCUAAUAUGCAAUCUCCAAAGUGUAAUAUAGAUGUUGUCUUAUUACUCUCAUAAU
Molecule: messenger RNA, 1647 nt
Organism: Vitis riparia (riverbank grape)
Lineage: Eukaryota; Viridiplantae; Streptophyta; Magnoliopsida; Vitales; Vitaceae
Product: probable pectinesterase/pectinesterase inhibitor 36
Exons: 3
Coding region: 1-1455 (484 amino acids)
Biological process (GO): cell wall modification
Molecular function (GO): pectinesterase activity; pectinesterase inhibitor activity
Source: RefSeq, a predicted model, not a curated record